This is a messenger RNA of Drosophila kikkawai, 1713 nucleotides long. RefSeq names its product putative inositol monophosphatase 3. Gene Ontology annotation, biological process: phosphatidylinositol phosphate biosynthetic process. Gene Ontology annotation, molecular function: 3'-nucleotidase activity. Lineage: Eukaryota; Metazoa; Arthropoda; Insecta; Diptera; Drosophilidae. Gene Ontology annotation, cellular component: endomembrane system. The record is from RefSeq and is a predicted model, not a curated record.
UAGCUCAGACCCGAACCGUUUGUUAUUGUUUACUGCCCCGCUCUUGGUUCAAUUCUUUUUUGUUGGUGCCCAAAACGCACGACGUGGACGAGACAGAGAGGGAGAACAGAACGGAGAUCAGAAGAGACCGAAGCUCUCUCCCCGCCUGACCCCCGUCAGCACACCACUACCAGUUUGCUCCAGGUGUUUUCACAGCUUACCUGUACAGUGUACACUGUUCUGGCUCUUCUGUUCGCCGCCAGCCCGCUGCUUACACAGCAUCUGGAUCUGGAUCUAGCGGUCUGCGAUCAGAAUCCGAUCUGAUCUGGUGACCUGGCAAACUGACAACGAGGCGAAACGAGGCGCUCUGACCCUUUCCCAGGCCCGCCGCAAUCUAGUUUCCCAUGAGCGCGGAAACGAUGAACGGACGCUCUAUACGCAUCAACCGGCUGCCGGCCACCAUUGUGGCCAUUCUGCUGACCAUCGUGCUGGUCUACUUCCUCAAUUUCCACCAAGAGGAGCGGCCGGCCAUCUAUGGCAUGCUGCGCAGCGACAAUCCCAAUCGCGUCAAUCUCCGCAAGAUGCUGAUCGCUGCCAUCCAGGCGGCGCAGCGCGGCGGUCUGGAGGUGCUGGACGUGGCGCGAUCCCGGCAACUGAAGGAGCGUAGCAAAGGCAAGACAGACGAGGGCGUCAACGAUCCAUUCACCGAUGCAGAUGGUCGGUCGCACUGCGUGAUGAAGCUGGGUCUGCAGCGCAUUUUCCCGCGAGUCCGCAUCUUCUCGGAGGAGGACAAGGAGCACUGUCGGCAGUCGCACGGCUACGACCUGGAUCCCACGGUGCUGCACGAGACCGCCCAAGUGCCGGAUGUGAGCGUCAAUGCCCAGGAUGUAACCGUCUGGGUGGAUCCGCUGGACGCCACCAAGGAGUUCACAGAGGAGCUGUACGAGUACGUGACGACUAUGGUCUGCGUGGCGGUGGCUGGGAGACCCAUCAUCGGUGUGAUCCACAGUCCCUUCAACGGACAGACGGCUUGGGCCUGGGUUGGCAACUCCAUGUCUGAGUACCUGGCCAAUCUGCAUCCGCAGCACGCGUCGGACAGCCAGGCGCCCAUCAUCACGGUGUCCCGAUCCCACACCGCCGGGGCCAAGGAUCUGGCGCGGGGCAUUUUCGGGGAGGAUGUUAGCCUGCUGACGGCGGCGGGUGCCGGCUACAAGGUGCUCCAGGUGGUGGCCAACAAUGCCACCGCCUACCUGCACACCUCCAAAAUCAAAAAGUGGGACAUUUGCGCCGGCGAUGCCAUUCUGCACGCCCUGGGCGGCACCAUGACCACGCUGACUGACCAGUUGAUCGAUUACGGGCCGGAGGAGUCGCCGGUGAACACGGAGGGACUGCUGGCGACGCUUGAGCGGCACGACGAGUACAUGGACAAGCUGUCCAGGUACCGGACGGCACACAACGGCAAGCUGGCGUAGGAGCCCUCGCCCCCUCUCACUGAUCGUUUAGGCAGCAUUCAAAAAUAGCUCUAGGUUCUAAAGAUGCAAACCUGUUUUCCGCAAUCUCAAUCUUUGUUAGUGUGCUUCUCUUUUUCCUUGUUUGUGUUUUUUCUCUUUCUUUUUUUUUUUUGCAUAAUUACGUUGGUUGUGCGGCGGCGGCAAUGGCGAUCGGCGGGGUCAUGAACCCCGGAGCCAAAAGGCGCCCAGUUAGCUCAAAAAAUAAACCUAUUUUAAAUGAUAA